This is a messenger RNA of Closterium sp. Naga37s-1, 4236 nucleotides long. The record is from the annotation of a GenBank genome assembly. Lineage: Eukaryota; Viridiplantae; Streptophyta; Zygnematophyceae; Desmidiales; Closteriaceae.
AUGGGGGGAGGCGCGCGGGAGGCCGCGGACGAAGGCGGGGGAGUGGCGGUUGCGCGGAGCGGCGACGGUUCGCGGGCGGGAAGUGCUGACGUAUUCGCAGAUGGCACCGGUUUUAAAGACAGGAGGGAAGCGCUAGGCGCAGCGGAGCGCGGGGGUUUUGGGGUCGUCGGGUUCGCGCUGUGUGUGGGGAGGGGGGAUGGGAUGAAGGAUGAAGGGCAGGAGGAGGAGCAUAUUAUAGAGGGAGAGGAUAAGGAGGAUGAAGGGGCUGUAUGCGAUAGGAGGGAACAAGAAGCGGCUGGAAGGGAGGAAGGGGGAGGGGCGCUUGUGCGGGGCUGUGGCGGAAGCAGGUUGGCAGAAGGUAGUGCGGAGGACGAGGGGGAGUGGGGGAGUGAGUACCCUGGCGGGGGAGGUGCCUCAAGAGACAGUCAUGGGAUUGAGACGGCGGUAGAAGGGGCGCGGGGAGGGCAAGGAAACGGGCGGGAUGAAGAGGAGGGAGGGGGGGGUAACGAUGGGAAUGCUGAAGAGGCUGCGACUGCCUCUCUUCCUGAUGCCCAGCCAGUUUCUGCCGCCGCUGCCGCCGCUCCUGUCGCUGCUGGUAGUGCUGCUGGUGGACGUGGCGAUGGUGUAGCGGAAGAGAUAGCGGUAGCCACAGCAGCUGCGGCGGCGGCGGCAGCGGUGGCGAGGGCAGGAGCGGGUGCAGUGGCGGCUGUGGUAGUGAUGACGGACACAGGUGCAGGACAGGCAGAGGGCGAGAGUGAGAGAGAGAGGGAACGAGGACGGGAGAGGGAGAGCGAGAGGGAGAGGGAAAGGGAGAGCGGUUGUGAGAGAGCGAGGGAGACGGAAACGGAGAGGGAGAGGGAGAGGGAGAGGGGUGCGGUAGGCAAGAGAGCGAGGGCGCUGUCAGGAGGCCUGUGCGGAGAGAUGCAGACGGAAGCUCACCAUGGAAUGGAGGGCGACGGGCGAGAGGGCAAGCGCCUGAGAGACACAGCGGCCGCGGGAGAGGGGGCGCGGAGUGGGGUUGCGGGGGAGCGGGAGGAGCGGGAGGAACGGGCGGGACUGGUGGUGGGUGGGGCAGGUGCGGCGGGGAGAGAAGGGACGGAGCUGGUUGGCUGGAAGGCGAAGGGGGGAGAGGAGGGGGAGGGGGGGGAGGAGGGGGAGGGGGGGCAGGAGAGCGGGAGGGGGGGUGGAGAGCAGGGGGCAAGCGGGGGAGAGCAAGGGGCAGGGGAGGGAGAGCGGGGAAUGGAGGGGGACGUGGGGAAGGAUGUGGUGGAUGGGAUGGAAGUGGAUGACUCAAGGGCUGUGGGUGGUGGAGGAGUGGAGGAGAGAGAUGGAGGAGAGCAGAGGGGGGAAGGAGCUGAAGCAGAGGGGACAAACUCGAUGCCUGCGCGUGAAGGUCGAAAGGAGGGUGGUGGGGUGAUGGGUGCAGAAGCAACGCCACGAGACAUGAGGGCGGAGGAGGGUGUUGCAGGUGCAGAGGGGAUUGCAGGAGCAAGGGCACAUGCAGGAGGGACAGCAGAGGGAGCAACAGAGGGAGCAGCAGAGGGAGCAGCAGGGGGAGCAGCAGGGGGAGCAGCAGGGGGGGCAGCAGGGGGAGCAGCAGAGGGAACAGCAGAGGGAGCAGUAGAGGGAGCAGUAGAGGGAGCAGACGGAGAAGCAGGGGGGGAAGCAAAGGGAGCAGCAGACGGAGCAGCAGAAGGAGCGGCAAGAGCAGCAGAGGCAUGUGUUGUGGAGAAGUGUAUUGAGGAGGAGAGGGAAGUGCUGGUGGUUGGGGCGAGAGUGGCUGUUGCUGCUACCUCUGCUGCUGCACCUGGCAUGCCACGAGAGAGUGGCGGGUUUGCCAUGGGGAAAGAUGCUGUGCAGGGUGAGACAAGAGGGAGGGAGGAGGAGACUGCAGGGGACGCCGAGAGGAGAGGUGGAGGGUGUGAGGGGAGAGGAGAGGAAGCUUCUGGUGCUGCGGCGGCUGGUGAUGGUGCUGAAGGUUGCAGUGAGCAACAAGUAAAGGCGCAAGCUGAGGUGCAAGCAGAGGCGCAAGCAGAGGCGCGAACGAAACAAGCAACUGAGGAGGCUGCUCCCAUGCCUGCUAAUGCAACUCUAGCAGCACAAGUACCAGCAGUGGCUGCUGGAGGUACAGAGGGUGCACGCACUCACACGCAAGUGGCACCUGCUGGUGCUGCAGAGAUGGUGGGGGUGGGCAGGGCAGAGCAACAACAGCAACAACAGCAGCAACAGCAGCAACAGCAGCAACAGCAGCAACAGCAGCAACAGCAGCAACAGCAGCAACAGCAGCAACAGCAGCAACAGCAGCAACAGCAGCAACAGCAGCAACAGCAGCAACAGCAGCAACAGCAGCAACAGCAGCAACAGCAGCAACAGCAGCAACAGCAGCAACAGCAGCAACAGCAGCAACAGCAGCAACAGCAGCAACAGCAGCAACAGCAGCAACAGCAGCAACAGCAGCAACAGCAGCAACAGCAGCAACAGCAGCAACAGCAGCAACAGCAGCAACAGCAGCAACAGCAGCAACAGCAGCAACAGCAGCAACAGCAGCAACAGCAGCAACAGCAGCAACAGCAGCAACAGCAGCAACAGCAGCAACAGCAGCAACAGCAGCAACAGCAGCAACAGCAGCAACAGCAGCAACAGCAGCAACAGCAGCAACAGCAGCAACAGCAGCAACAGCAGCAACAGCAGCAACAGCAGCAACAGCAGCAACAGCAGCAACAGCAGCAACAGCAGCAACAGCAGCAACAGCAGCAACAGCAGCAACAGCAGCAACAGCAGCAACAGCAGCAACAGCAGCAACAGCAGCAACAGCAGCAACAGCAGCAACAGCAGCAACAGCAGCAACAGCAGCAACAGCAGCAAGAGCAGCAAGAGCAGCAAGAGCAGCAAGAGCAGCAACAGCAACAAGAGCAGCAGCAACAGCAACAAGAGCAGCAGCAACAGCAACAAGAGCAGCAGCAGCAGCAGCAGCGGCUGAAGGGGGUGCGGCUGCGCAAGUGGGGCAAGUGGGUGUCGGAGAUCCGGGAGCCGGGCAAGCGCAGCCGCAUAUGGCUAGGCACGUUUGAUAGCGCCGAGGCCGCCGCUGAGGCCUACGACGUGGCUGCCUUCCGACUCAGGGGCUCCAAGGCCUUCCUCAACUUCCCCUCCAGGCUCGAAACGAACCUUCAGAUGGCCCUACCCGGCCUGCCCCCCUCCGCCUCCUCCCCCAACGGCCUCUUCGCCUAUGCUCCUCCUCCUCCCCCAGCACCCCCUGCCUUCCCCACCUCUGCCUCCUCUCCCACGCAACCCUCUGCAGCUGCUACAGCUGCUGUUGCUGCAGAGGCUGGGGCUUUUCCAGACCCUGUGGUGGGGAGCUUGGGUGGGGUGGGCGGCGGUAAUGGUGCUGCUGCUGCAGUUGCUGCUGCUGCUGCUGCUCCGCUAUCGUUGUUGGAGGGACAGGUGGUGGAUGGGGCAAAGGGGCACCAGGGUGUAGGUCCUCUUUCGCCUGCUUCUUCCCCUGAGGUUCACUCCCCCUCCAGCCAUAAGCAGAGGCGUGCCGCCGUUGCUGGUGGUGGUGCUGCUGCUGCUUAUGCUGCCUCCGUGCCCCUGUCUGGGGCCACACCUGCCCUGCCUCCUUCCUCCCUGCCGCCACCUCACUCAUCUACCGCACCCGCUGCCUUUGAAAAUUCUCAAAACUCGUCUCUCUCCUCUGCACCCUCGCUUCCUCCGCUUGCUCCUCCGUCCACCCACUCUGCCUUCCUGUCUUCCCACUGGGCCUUAGCAGCAGCGGCGGCGGCUGCUGCUGCGCCUAAUCCGCCCGCUGCAACUGCUCCUUUUGCAACUACACCGGGACAAGCCCUAGCACCAGUGCCCAUGCAAGUGCCAGUGCCAUCAGUAGUGCCAGUGCCAGUUCCAGUGCCCCUCGCAGGCCCCAGGCCUAUGGACAUCCCCCCUCAGUUCGUGCACAUUCACACAGCAGCGGCCGCUGCAGCAGCAGCAGCAGCAGCAGCAGCAGCAGCGGCAGCAGCAGCAGGUGGAGCAGCAGCAGGUACAGCAGUAGGGGGUGCUGCUCCUGCGUGGCUCUCAUCUUCAACUAUACGACCAGUGGCCACAAACGCACCUCAGGGAACCUCUGGCCCCAUCUCUCCCCACCCCUACUCCUCUUCCGCCCCCUUGGUUCCCCCCUUCUCCUUUCUUCUCAACUCUCCCAACCCCGUAUGCUGUUCCACCCGUCUCUUUUCGCCCGCUGCUUGA